Cydia strobilella is the source of this 487-nucleotide messenger RNA. RefSeq lists its product as uncharacterized. The record is from RefSeq and is a predicted model, not a curated record. The coding region runs from base 97 to 378 and encodes 93 amino acids. The transcript is spliced from 3 exons. Lineage: Eukaryota; Metazoa; Arthropoda; Insecta; Lepidoptera; Tortricidae.
GGGUGAUCAUACAAUAACCGUGCAUGUAUAUUCACUGUGAGCAGUAUCUUUUUGGCCAUCGUUUGGUAAAGUCAAGCAUCCAAAUCAUCAAUCAUAAUGCAGAAGUCCUUGAUUAUUGUGUUGGCCGUCUGCCUCUUAAGCGUUCACGCCUUUGUGAAACGCGACGCCCCAGCCGCUGCCGCAGCCGCAGAAGCCAACACCAACUACUUAGAGGAUAUUCAGAAGCAGUUGGGAGCCUUGAGCAAGCAAGUCGGUGACAAGCUGAAGGAGACCUUUGACCCUGAAGAGAUUAAAAAAGGUCUCAAUGAUGCCGUGAACAGUAUCGGCAAGGCGCUUGAAGAAGUAAAGGCGAAGUCUGAAGCUACGAAAAAAGAGUAAGGGUGGUGCAAGAGGAGUAUUUAAUACACACCAAGCAAACAAUCCUAGACAAAAAAUAUACCUCCAGAGUAAUAAAUGUAAUAAUAAACAAUAAACAUUUUUUAACUAG